AUGCCUUCUAUCCUCGCAUCCGCCCUCUCCCUCCUCUUUCUCUCCUCCAACCUCGCCACCGUUGUCCACGCCGGCAACUCCAAAUUCUACCUCGACCAACAAAACUGCGCCGGCGGCGCCUACGUCGACUUCGACAUCCACGAAGUCCACAAAUGCUACGGCCUCACCUCCGGCACCGCAGCAUCCUUCUACACUGACAAGGGCAACGAGCUAGACUACGUCAAAGUAUACAGAAAGGACAAAGACCUUAAAUGCGGCAAAGAAGAGUGCAGCGUGAAACAAGCCCACUCGUGCUGCUCGUCCAAGAAGAAGCAGAUUACGGGGAUCCAGGAGGUGCGCUUUAUUGAGCCUUGUUCGCCUUUGCCGCAUUGUAAGAGGCAGGCAGAGCUUCAGGAGCUGGCUGGUAGCCAGAAUUGCACGAGCGUUGAUGAGAUCGGCGAGCCCUUUAUUGAGCUUGGCGAUGGAACGCACUUUGGCCUCGGCGUUGGAACGCUCGGAAAGUUCACUGCGGAUGAGCUUCAGGAGCAUCUUGAGGCCAGUGGAAAGGAACGGCUUCCGGCAGAGGAGAUUGCGAACCUGAUUCAGCUCAAGGUCAUCAGGUUCCUUAUUUAA
Messenger RNA from Trichoderma breve, 612 nucleotides. RefSeq lists its product as uncharacterized. The transcript has 2 exons. NCBI's taxonomy places the organism in Eukaryota, Fungi, Ascomycota, Sordariomycetes, Hypocreales, Hypocreaceae. The coding region runs from base 1 to 612 and encodes 203 amino acids. The record is from RefSeq and is a predicted model, not a curated record.